AUGACCUCAUUGUAUACGCAUCUGCAAAAAAACUGACGAAUUGUAAGAUGUGAGUAUGAAAAACCGGCCAAAUGUCCAUAAAUAUUGGUCUGAGAACUAGAAAGAAAGAAAAAGCUGAAAGCAAAUCAAUUUAACAAUGGCAGAAGCAGUAAAGAGGUAUGCAGUUGUGACAGGAGCUAACAAAGGGGUUGGAUUUGGCACAGUUAAGCAGUUGGCUUCAAAAGGAGUCGUAGUUGUGUUGACUGCUAGAGAUGAGAAGAGGGGUCUUGAAGCUCUUGAAAAACUGAAAGAUUUUGGCAUUUCUGAUCUCGUUGUCUUUCAUCAGCUUGAUGUAACAGAUUCUGCUAGCGCUGCUGUAUUGGCGGAUUUUGUGAAAACCCAAUUCGGAAAACUCGAUAUCUUGGUAAAUAACGCAGCAAUUAAUGGAAGCAUAGUAAACCCUGAAGCUUUUAUGUCAGCUGCUACUGGUAAGAAGCUUGAAGAAAUAAAUUGGAAUGAAAUACCGAUCAUACCAAACUACGAGUUAGCAGAAGAAUGCCUGAAAACAAACUACUAUGGUACAAAAAGAGUGACUGAAGCUCUUUUGCCCCUCCUUCAGCUAUCAGAUUCCCCCAGAAUCGUCAAUGUUUCUACCGGUGCUGCUAACCUAGUGAAUUUUCCAAAUGGAUGGCCUAAAGAGGUACUGAGUGAUGCAGAGACACUUACAGAAGAGAGAAUAGAUUCUGUGUUGAGUGGAUUUUUGGAAGACUCUAAACAAGGUUUGCAAGACACCAAAAUCUGGCCUCCUUUUUUUCCACCCUAUAGUGUCUCGAAAGCAGCCUUGAACGCGUACACUAGGAUUUUGGCCAAAAAGUAUCCAAAUUUCUGCAUCAACUGUGGCAGCCCUGGAUUUGUCAAAACUGACAUGAGCUUCAAUGCUGGCAUCUUAACCAUCGACGAAGGUGCUGAAAGCAUUGUCAGGUUGGCGUUACUCCCCAACGGCAGUUCUACUGGCCUCUACUUUUCUCGGAAAGAAGUGGCACCUUUUUGAAGGUUCUUUUAUGUUUCAUCAAUAAUGAUCAUCAUUGGUGUGUUUACAAUGUAACAAAUGAAGUUUAUGAGCUUAUGUUAUAUGUUCGUGAAAAUUCACUUGCCUAUUGUAAUACAGAGUGUCGUUCUCUUGGUCACCCA
This is a messenger RNA of Pyrus x bretschneideri (Chinese white pear), 1170 nucleotides long. Its product is annotated as (+)-neomenthol dehydrogenase-like. The record is from RefSeq and is a predicted model, not a curated record. Gene Ontology annotation, cellular component: membrane. The transcript has 5 exons. The coding region runs from base 137 to 1030 and encodes 297 amino acids. NCBI's taxonomy places the organism in Eukaryota, Viridiplantae, Streptophyta, Magnoliopsida, Rosales, Rosaceae. Gene Ontology annotation, molecular function: oxidoreductase activity, acting on the CH-OH group of donors, NAD or NADP as acceptor.